Messenger RNA from Meloidogyne enterolobii, 1012 nucleotides. The record is from the annotation of a GenBank genome assembly. NCBI's taxonomy places the organism in Eukaryota, Metazoa, Nematoda, Chromadorea, Rhabditida, Meloidogynidae.
GGUCAAUAAAUCAAACUCCAGAGUCCAGGAUCAGGCCCAGGCUUUUCAAAAAUCUCGAUCUCUAAUAUACAUAACUCCCCCUUCCUUUAACCUCUCAAUUAUUCCAUUAUUUUCAGUUCAUCUUUUCCUUCCUGACCCCUAUUUGCAACGUUUGGAUAUGCCCGAUCAUAUAAAUUUUACAAACCUUGAAAAACGCGGUCAUGGUUUAAUAAUAAAACCAAAAAUAAGUGCCUCUGAUUGGUAUGCAAUUUUAACUGCAUUUAUUGCUGCUUUGCUAGUUUUUAUUUUGUUGUUUGUCGAGACUGAAAUAACUGAAUUAUUACUUUGUCGAAAAGAAAGGGGUUGCAAAAAAGGGAGUGGAAUGCAUUGGGAUUUGGUUUUGAUGGGAAUUUGUGCUUUUCUUUGUUCGCUUUUUGGAUUGCCUUGGAUGUGUGCUGCUGCUGUUCAGUCUUUAGCACAUUGUUCGUCAUUAUCUGUUAUGAAGAAAACUGCACCUGGGGCAAGACCGGAAGUUGAUUAUGUUUUAGAACAACGUGUAACAACAAUCGGCGUUUCUCUUCUUAUCGGGCUAAUCGCAUUUGGAGGAAAUUAUUUAAGAUUACCAUUAGCUUCUCUUUUUGGUGUUUUUCUAUAUUUGGGUGUUAUGAAUUUGAGAGGGGUUCAAUUAAUUCAUCGAAUUGUUCUUUUCUUUAUACCCAAAAAGUAUUUGCCUGAUACAAGAUAUGCACAAGAGAUGAGCAUUUGGCGAAUGCAUUUAUAUACUUGGAUUCAAUUAAUUUGCCUUUUUGUUGUUUACACAGUUAAAUAUUUUAAAAAGACUGCUUUGGCUUUUCCUUUUGUUUUAAUGUUAUUCAUCUUCUUAAGGCAAAUUGUAUUACCACACAUUUUUACACAACCAGAACUUAAAGCGGUAAAAUAUACAUAUGUACAUAUUAAAGGGGAAAUGGGAAAAAUUUUUCUGAAAAUCAAAAAAUUGCUUUUUUUGGGGUUUCAGAUUUGUCUGUUCUUUUAA